AGCGCCGAGCCCGUCCCGCGGCCCCCUGCGGAGUCCCGGCGCGGCGGCGGCGGCGGGGCGGCCGUCCCGAGAUGAGCAGCCCCGAUGCGGGCUACGCCAGCAGCGACGACCAAGCGCCGGGGCGGUGCUCGCUGCCCAUCAUGAUGCCGGCCAUGGGCCCCUGCCCCUGGGCAGAGUCGCUGAGCCCGCUGGGCGAGGCGAAGGCGAAGAGCGAGGCGGCGCCGUCGGGGGCGGCGGGCGGCCGCGGCAAGAGCGAGGCGCGCAUCCGGCGGCCCAUGAACGCCUUCAUGGUGUGGGCGAAGGACGAGCGCAAGCGGCUGGCGCAGCAGAACCCGGACCUGCACAACGCCGAGCUCAGCAAGAUGCUGGGUAAAUCGUGGAAGGCGCUGUCGCUGGCGGAGAAGCGGCCGUUCGUGGAGGAGGCGGAGCGGCUGCGGGUGCAGCACAUGCAGGACCACCCCAACUACAAGUACCGGCCGCGGCGGCGGAAGCAGGUGAAGCGCCUGAAGCGCGUGGAGAGCGGCUUCCUGCAGCACGGCCUGGCGGAGGCGGCGGCGCCCGGGCUGGGCGGCGAGGGCGGCGGCGGCGGCGGCGGCAGGAUGUGCGUGGAGGGCCUGGGCCUGCCCUACGGCGAGCCGGGCUACGCGGCGGGGCCGGGCGCGCUGCCGCCGGCCGUCGGCCACUACCGGGACUGUCCGCCGCUGGGCGCCGCCUUCGACGGCUACAGCCUGCCGACGCCGGACCCGUCGCCGCUGGACGCGGCGGAGAGCGAGGCGCCCUUCUUCGCGGCGGGGCUGCAGGAGGAGUGCGCGCUGGUGCCCUACAGCUACGCGCCGCACGCGGCGGCCGAGUACGCGCCGGCGGCGGCCGAGAGCCCGGCGGGCGCGGCGCUGCGGCGGCACCUGCCGCCCGGCGAGCCCCUGGGGCCGGGCGGCUCGCUGCCGGGCCUGCUGGGCUGCCCGGCGCCGCUGCACGCCUACUACGGGCAGAUGUGCCAGCCGCCGGGCCCGGGGCGCCCACUGCCGCCGCCGCCGGCGGGCGGGCAGCCGUCGCCGCCGCCCGAGGCGGUGCCGUGCCGGGAGCCGCUGGAGCACCUGCCGCAGGACGAGCUGCUGGGCGAGGUGGACCGCACCGAGUUCGAGCAGUACCUGCACUUCGCCUGCAAGCCCGAGCUGGGGCUGCCCUUCGCGGGCCACGACGCCGCGGGGCUGCCGGCGCCCGAGGGCGCGGGGCCGGUGUCGGCGGCGGUCUCGGACGCCAGCAGCGCCGUCUACUACUGCGGCUACGCCGACGGGUGAGGCCGGGGGCACGGCGCGGACUGCCAGCGAAGCGCCCGGCCCCGCUCCUAUUUAUGUAAUUUAUUUCAAUCUUGAGAACUGACAGGGUAUCGGUGACCUACUCGAGGUUUGAAGAUGCGACCCACCGUCUUGUUUUCCGAGUGGUGCAGGUCGAGCCAUCUGUGUCCUACAGUGACACAUAAAACUGUUCCUAUGUGGAAUUCUGAAACGUUGAUCCUAGCUGCAUACUUGGAACAUAAUUUCUGAGAUCUUGUUAGAGAUCCGUAUGCUUUUGUAAUCUUGUACAGAGUGCUGGUUUUUUUAUAUGUUGGGUUUGUACGGAAUAAUUUUGCACUUUUACAAAUAAAGGGAAAAUAAUAAAACUGGUCGUUGAUAUCCCCACAUAGACAUCAUCCUUUGUAUAUCCACUGCUCUUUCAAGUAGUUUUCCUGAAGUCUCUCUCACUAAGGAUGAGCGUCACACCUAAGGGUAUUUCUCUGGCCGUAGUGCCUUUCUCCUUCCAUCUGUCCUGCCCAAACUGUGAGCCAAACUUCUACUGGCUGGAAACUGUUUACCCCCGACUGCUGCAAAGGUUAUUUUCCAAACUUUCAUAGGCGGCUUUUUAGACGAUUGAGUAAUAGGACUGAAUUAAAAAGAAUUAAGCAAUCUAUUUUAUUUUCGAAGUGCAAAAAGAAGAUAAGAAAGCUCUGACUGAAUUACGUUAGGGUUUGAGUAUUUCAGUGCUUUCAGUGAGCUUUUCCGUGUAAUCAUGGAAGCAUUUGGAUGACGUUAAGAAUAGUACCUUGUUCAAAUGUCAGAAUAAGUGCUAAAUGAAGCGGCUCCCUGGAGGGAAUGUAUUUCGUGUUCAAAUACCUGCCUUCAUUGCAGGGGAGUAGGGUAUACGGGUCUCUUCUAUCGAAAAUGGUACCAGUAUAUCGGGGUUCAAAGCUGAUGAAGAAUUUAGUCAUGAACGUCUAAAGGCCAGAGACCUACCAGCACUAGACUGCUCUAACAUCAAAUCACAAUGAUACAUUAAAACAUACAUUUUCAUUGGGUUUUUUUUUUCUGAAGAAAUUCCUUUUAAGUUUUGAGAUUGUGCUAUCCCAUUUUGACUAUAGGUCGAAAUACCUUUGUGACUGACAUGUUUGUGCUUUGCCCUGAAACAUCUGUGGGGAAAAACUUUCAUUUAAAUGGUAGUACUGAUUCAAGCUGUGGAGUGGGAUUGAUAAAGUCGUUGUGUUGAAUCAGAGGGGAAUAGACAUCUAGGUCGUUUACUUCUAAGAUAAAAGCGGCGGAGCAGACUCCUGGGGGGUGGGAGCUGAGGUAGAAGUGGCAGACUGUCCCAAUGAUUAACCUCCUCAGGAAGGGAAAUUAAAUCGGUCGCAUUUUUA
Messenger RNA from Dromaius novaehollandiae (emu), 2668 nucleotides. Its product is annotated as SRY-box transcription factor 17. Bases 72 to 1298 code for a protein of 408 amino acids. Gene Ontology annotation, biological process: vasculogenesis; angiogenesis; heart development. The record is from RefSeq and is a predicted model, not a curated record. Gene Ontology annotation, molecular function: RNA polymerase II cis-regulatory region sequence-specific DNA binding; DNA-binding transcription activator activity, RNA polymerase II-specific. The transcript is spliced from 2 exons. Lineage: Eukaryota; Metazoa; Chordata; Aves; Casuariiformes; Dromaiidae.